Molecule: messenger RNA, 1276 nt
Organism: Ceutorhynchus assimilis (cabbage seed weevil)
Lineage: Eukaryota; Metazoa; Arthropoda; Insecta; Coleoptera; Curculionidae
Source: the annotation of a GenBank genome assembly
GCAAGCGUAGAUGUGAACAAACUCUACAUCUCAUCCUAUACAAUUUACCAUUCAUAAGAACCGUUAACUUCAAACCAGUGCAUAGCAUUUUCUAAUUUUUUCCUUUGGAAUCUCAUCUUAUUAGAGUCAGGUUCCCUUUCUCUCAUCUAAAAGUAAACCCAAACAAGUAAAAAAAAAAAACCAUUGACUUGUCUUCUACCUGCUUCGGUACUAUGCCCCUUCCUAUGGUACCUUUUUUCAUUUAGUAGUGCUUCAGUGACCAGUGAUCGUGAAACUACAAGACGAAAUCAUGAAAAUUUACGUGAUUUUGAUUUUUGGUAUUUUAACCUUGGCAGCGGCAAAAUCUGAGCCGCAUAAAUCAACUGAGAAACAUGCUUCAAACUCAGAAGAAAAAGCCAACGAAGCCAAAACGCAAUCAGAACAUUCAGCUAGCAAAACAUCGUCCAAACACGAUCAAGAGUCGGGCAAACACGGCUCAGAACUCUCAGAAUUGCACCGAGUCGAAGACUUGGACAAAGGGGGCAAAAAGCACAAGCAUUUCCAUGCUGAUAAGCAUGAAUCUUUUCAUAAAAGCGGUGCAGAAAGCGCACAUGGAGCAAAAUUCGAAGAAGCAUCCAAAAGGCACAAGGGCAACUACAAAAAAGGCUAUUUGGAAAAGUUUCACAAAGACGAGCUAAUGAAACAUGAUAGUUUUUUCAAUAAAGGCGAAAAAAGUGGUAGUUAUAAUAUUUUCGGAAAAAAAGGAGCCAAAUAUGGAUCUGAGGCUGUUACCAAACACAAUGGAGGCUCAUUUAAGAAUCUGAAAUCUGAAGGCAAGCAUGGUAAAGGCAGUAAAAAAGCAGGAGGCCACAAUAAGUCAGAGAAAAAAGGGCGCAAAAGUUCCAAAACUACUAAGAGCCAUCACGCAAAUGGAGAAAAGUCUGGCAAGAAGGCAGGCAAAAAGGGCGGCAAACAAUUUAGAACGAAUUCAAAACAAUAAAUAAUAAUUUUAUAAAUAAAUUUUUUUGUAUUGUAAGUUUUGUCUACUCCACUGUCAGGAAAUUCAUUAAAUUUAAUUCGAUUUGUCCAUUAAGCAAACCUAAUUUACCAUACGUGUCCAUCAUAUAACCACAAUAAUGAGGGGUUUUAUUAUUUGUUGUCCUGCUAUAUAUAGAUUCUAAGGGCUAGUUUAUUCAAGGAAGAGUUAAAGUAACUUUUGAUUUAUGAUACAAAUAUCGAAGCCAACAUUUUUCUAAUCAGUUUGAAACUAGAACUUCUUCAAUAAUAAGACUUUGAA